Molecule: messenger RNA, 2676 nt
Organism: Cyphellophora europaea CBS 101466
Lineage: Eukaryota; Fungi; Ascomycota; Eurotiomycetes; Chaetothyriales; Cyphellophoraceae
Exons: 3
Coding region: 1-2676 (891 amino acids)
Source: RefSeq, a predicted model, not a curated record
AUGGAUCAUCUGACCGAUGCAAGCGCAUCAGAUGCAAUUCGACCGAAUCGGGAGGAUUUACCGACUGUCAACGAGAAGAUUGAAUUCCUUUGGACUUCUGACCCUAGCGGAGAGCCCGAGGCUCAAGACAUACUUGAUGUCGAAAACGAGCUUGGUGGAGAGAUACGCGAAGAUUUUAUCGUUCCGUAUCUAGCCGAUGCGCGUAGCCUUAUCGAAGACAGUAAAGCAAUUCGACAGCUGCUCGAGAAAGCCAAGACGGCCCUGAAGCUGACAAGCUCGUCGGACAGUGUCAUGGAGAAAGUACGCUCGGAAACCUACAAUGCACUCGGACUCACAGGCAGGCACUACUUCUCCCGGGCAAAGAUCGAAUGCUAUAUCGCCUGGGACCCAGCUCGGUUUCUGCUGGAUCAGUUUGAGAUCCCGACAAAGGCGGACCUGUGCAACGUGAUCACAAUCACUGGCUCCGAGGACGAAGUACAAGCAACAACGUGCUUGGAGUAUGUCCGGCAAGUAUGGCCUAUUGCUGGAGAGGAUCUACUACUUGCUGUGCGAGACUACGUGCAAAAUCAGUUGCUCAGCCCUUCCGAAUCUAUUCCGCCACUUUCAGCGGAGCUUUCCAAUAGUACGCGAGUCGAGAUCUCUCAUCAUGGAGAUUACCUUCGUGUCAAGUGCGAUGGACUCAUCCAUGCUGUUGCAGAAGCGGCCGAAGAGCUUGCUUGGCUCGGGGCUGCCUGUCGUGAAAAUUCGGCAACCGAGCAACUUGGGCUGUGUUCUGUCCAUACCCUGUCUCUCAAUAUCCUUGAACCGCAUAUUGUGAUCACUUACAGCCUCAAGAACCUGGAGGAAACAGCGACUCAUACAGGUAACGCAUGUUGCUGGCACGCACUGUUCCGAAAUGCAGUAAUUGCGCAGGGAUAUCCCACAAGACGUCGAAAUCAGAAUGAGCAGGGUCUUGAAAUUUCCUUGCAGCUGAUGUUGGAGCUUGGACAUGCAGACCAUGUGACCAUGUACAACAACGGCCUAGUCAUUGAUGGGAUGCAAUCGAUGUUUGUGCCGGUUGGCAGGUCCGAAGACACGAUUCAAUGGCACUACUUAUAUAGUGGGCAGGAUGAGUGCAUGAUGUUCAGUCGAGCCGAUGAAGUCUGUUCAAAAAGGUUGCGCAGUGAUCGUUUGGACGAGUCCGCACUCGAAGUUGGUCGCCACUUCGUAGGGUGGACGACGCAUGCUGAGAUUCUGUUCGGAAGCAACAGCACUGCAUUCAACAACAUAAAGAGCUCGAAGCUCGAUCCAUGUGGAGCCGGAUAUGUCUUAGAAAAGGCCUCGAUCAGCGGCGGUAAGUUUGUGACUUUCGGGUUCACGGUGGGGAAGGGGAAGAAAGACGAAUCUCUGCAUAUCGACCCCGGGAGCUGCUACAGGAAGAUGGUAGGCUGUGCGGCUGGCACAAACGUGAUCUUCUACGAUGCACGCGACCGCCAAGCAUGGCUAACGGACGGCGCAAGCACUCUCCUUCACCUUUCGCGCGCCCAGCUCUCACUUGACAUCUUUGAGGGCGUUGACCUACAAAAGUACCGUCCACCGGAUCCCUCGGCUGCUAGAAGUGGCUGUCAAAGGGCCUUACUAGACGAGGCCAAUCGUAUGUUGGAAGUCGACCGAGAGUAUCUUGGAACGACCGAAGAACGAACGAUCAUCAACGGGGCUUGCGAAACAAAGACAGUGGUGAAGCACAGAACGAUAUGUUUCCAGGACGUGGUCAAAGAUAACUGGAGAAUUCUUAACCAGAUAUUCUCGCUCUCCAAGCCACCCACUGGGGUCGAACUGCCAACGUCAAUCCGGAAGUAUAUCGAGGGUUUCGACUUCGCCGACAUUGUGCAUUCGGCCGAAGAAAUGACUCGACGCACAAUGCCUCUUGGCGCACACGGACGUGCGUGGCUAGACUUUGCCAGGGCAAUCGAUGCUAUUACCUUGUUCGGGAUCGGUUUCGGACAGCUCAUCGUUCCUUCUACUGGCAGCAACAGGCUAUGUGAACAUUGGAAUACAGUGCCCAAAGGCCUCGACUAUCUCACUACCAGCGUCACUCAUCUAUUGCAGCUGAGAGAACGAUUCGACGGACAAGAGAGACACCAUGAACCUAUGGAACUAUGCAAUGGCAUCUACUGGCACCGUGGCCACCAGCUCUUUGAGCACUGCAAUGGAUGCACAACUGCCCAGCCUUGCGACCGGGUACAAGGCCUGCAAACACCAAUAUUUGGGACUAAGUUCAACCCAGGUUCCAUGAAAGAUAGCCUGGCCGGCGCCGUGGUCUUCGGAAAGGCUGCGUGCCAGCCUCUCUGGAGCAAAAAGGACGGUUCAAAAGCGGAACUGCUGCCGCCGUCGCAAUUGCAAACAGAACAAACUGAAGAUGCUAUAUUAGACAGCGGCAUCGGCACCAGUAUUGACGGUGGAUUAUCCCUAAUGACCUUGUCGUCCGCAACUCAGGAAUCAGCGGGCGGGCUCUCACUCAGUGGCCGGGUCGCGCCCCGAAGCAGCAGAACUCAAGAGCCAGCCUCGGAUCCUCAGAAUCAGUUAGCCCAUCGCCAGAUUGGCCAGUCUGAGAUUUUCCAACCUGGGUGUGCAGGCGACAGCGGGCUUAAGACCCCAUGGAAAAGAAGGUUGAAAAGAUAUUUUUGGCUACGCUAG